This is a messenger RNA of Alligator mississippiensis (American alligator), 1928 nucleotides long. Its product is annotated as uromodulin-like 1. Gene Ontology annotation, molecular function: protein binding. The record is from RefSeq and is a predicted model, not a curated record. Bases 24 to 1010 code for a protein of 328 amino acids. Lineage: Eukaryota; Metazoa; Chordata; Crocodylia; Alligatoridae. The transcript is spliced from 2 exons.
UUGUAAACCCUGUGACUGAAACAAUGCCCUCAGGUGCAUCAAGGAUUACAGAAAUACCUCCUGAAACAAGCACUGCAUUGUACGCUUCUCCAGCAAAUACUGAAAUGAGAACAAUUUUUCCUCUCCGUUCCAAUACAAGUACCACAUUAAAUGUACCCCAUGGGCUGCCAUCAAGUGGCAUGCAAGCAUCAGAUAGUCAUCUUUCCACCCAAACUCCUCCAGCAGCUUGGAGAAAGGGCAUGGCUUCUUCAAUUGGUUUUGGCAGGGACAGUAGCACAAUGGGUAUGGUGAGGGAAACAACCAUGGGAACACCAACCAUGGUAACAGAGCAGUGGAAGACUGUAAACAUGCUAAUUGAAAAACCCACGAGAAAGACUAUUACUGGUGUACCACAGCACCUGGCUACUACUACAGGUGCUUCCACAGGUAUAGCUGGGCAAGAACAUCACAAUUCACCACCAUCCAUAUUGUCCACUACUGCAAGAAAUCAAACCUUCAGAGACCGACAUGCCCAUCUCCAGCUUCCUGGAGCUAGUUCUCAGGACUAUUCCAGUACAACUUUUCCCAUUACAGAAAAUGUUGGAGUUCAUAAGCUAAAUUCUACAGUUGAUAAAGAGAUAGGCAGAGAGAACAACACUUGGUCUGAGAAAUACCUGAAAGAAUCCUUCUCAGUGUCAACCACACGGCCUGACUUCUCACCUGCUUCCAAUACGAUGAACUUCCUGACCACAGAUUGCAUACCUGCCACAGCUCAAAGGAUUAUUCUCUACAAUGUGAGUAGCACCAGCUUUCAUGCAGCAUGGUCCACAGAAUCUACGCAGAAUCCUGUUUUCCGAUUUCUACUGCUUCGUGAAGAUCAGCUGAUAUGGGAAACUAAAACUCGCAGCAGACACUUGACAGUGACAGGACUGGAACUUGGGGUCUUUUACACAGUCACAAUCGGGACAGAAGUUUGUAUGAAGGAAACUAAAUCAGCACAUCUGAAAGUAAAGACCGGUAAUUUUAUUUAGAAACAAAUUUGUAAUUGGACUUUACUGCUGUUGAAGUCUAUAAUGCAAGCUGGCAUUUAAGAGAGGUCUGGGUAGGGGCUUGUUUAAAAACAGUGGACUGACAGUGAAUCCAGUUGUAACAGUACUAUAAAGUCUGCCCUGAAGCUUGGUACUGAAAUGAUUCUGUUGAUGCAAUCAUAUCUUUGGGAGCACUGCCCUUCCCAGCCACGGUCAUAUGACUUCCCUCAAGCAACUACACCAAUAGCUUAUGUGAAAAAAUAAUAGCAGGACAUUCAUUUAAUGUGUUUUUAGUUUGCCUUGAUGUAACACAGCAGCUGGAAACUGGACAGGCAUUAUAUUUGUGCCAGGUAAAAUGCCUCUUUCCUGGAACAAAAAGCUAGCAUACAGGCAUUAAGGUGUUUUCUUCAUGGAAGGAGGCGAGCUCGCCCAUGAAAAAGUGCUAGCACUUCCCAUCAGCAACAUCUCGAGAGAGAAGUUUUCUAGUAUGGCAUAUAAUGCUUGUACAUUUGUCUCAGUAUCCCUAGGGCUCCUGUUAGCUUACAGUCCUUUGCUUUCCCUCCCACCCCACCAAGGGAGAAAGGAAGAGUGCACUGGCUUGCUAAUGGCUUGCCAAAAAACAGGCCAUCAGAGUGCCCUGCAGGGACCUUCCUACAAGGAGCUUGGACAGUGCUGAAACUGCUCAAGCCCUGGCACCUUCUCCUGACUUUUUAAUAGUGCUUUGGCCCCUUCCUACUAUUUAAAGGGCAGUAGAGCUUCCUGCUUGAAAUUCUUGGUGCUCAGAUAGACCACCUGUCCAUGUCCUAUGAGCAGAACCAAGACCAUGUGACCAGAGAACUCUCUCUAGGCUGCCAGUGGUCCAUGAAUCACAAUCUGUGAAAUAAUUCUUCUCAAUAACUUUCUUUUAAUUUUGCAGCUGCU